CAAACACAGAAAACAUACAGUGAAAUAAUGAAACACUUAAAGAAUCAGGUUUUGUGGACAGAGAGUCAGAUCAGAGCAGAGUUCAACAAACUCCAGCAGUUCCUGAAAGAGGAAGAGGAGUCCAGACUGGCAGCUCUGAGGGAGGAAGAGGAGCAAAAGAGGAGGAGUGUGAUCAGAGAGAUGAAGAGGAUUGAGGAGCAGAUGUCCUCUGUGUCAGACAGUAUCUGUGCUGUUGAAGAAGAGCUGCAGAAAGCCAGCGCUCCAUUCCUCAUCAGUUGUAAAGACACUCAGAGCAGAGCCCAGUGCUCAGUGUCAGAGCCACAGCUGAUCUCAGGAGCACUGAUCCAUGUGGACAAACACCUGGGCAACCUGUCCUUCAGAGUCUGGGACAAGAUGAGGGACAAGGUCCACUUCAGCCCCGUCAUCCUGGACCCAAACACUGCACAUGGAUGGCUUCUUCUGUCUGAUGAUCUGACCAGUGUGAGAAAUGGAGACACUUAUCAGCAGGUUCCUGAUAAUCCAGAGAGAAACAAUCACUAUGCCAGUGUUCAUGGAUGUGAGGGCUUCACCUCAGGGAAACACAGCUGGGACGUGGAGGUGGGAGACCAUCUGAGGUGGACUUUAGGUUUGGUUAAAGAGUCAGUUAACAGGAAGGGAGAGUUGUUAGCUUCACCAGAAUAUGGAAUCUGGUGUUUAAAGCAUAACAGUGGAAAAUACACUAAUGGUCUUGGUCAGACAAUGAAAGUGAAGACGAGUCCACAGAGGGUCAGAGUUGAACGGGACUAUGACAGGGGGGAGGUGUCCUUCAACAACGCUGAUGAUAAGACUCACAUCUGCACCUACAGAGACACUUUCACUGAGAAACUCCACGUGGACAAACACCUGGGCAACCUGUCCUUCAGAGUCUGGGACAAGAUGAGGGACAAGGUCCACUUCAGCCCUGUCAUCCUGGACCCAAACACUGCAGAUGGAUGGCUUCAUCUGUCUGAUGAUCUGACCAGUGUGAGAAAUGGAGACACUUAUCAGCAGGUUCCUGAUAAUCCAGAGAGAAACACUAAAUAUCCUGAUGUUUAUGGAUCUGAGGGCUUCACCUCAGGGAAACACAGCUGGGAUGUGGAGGUGGGAGACCAUCCCGGAUGGAACAUUGGUUUGGUUAAAGAGUCAGCUGACAGGAAGGGAGAGAGAUAUGUUUCACCAAAAUACGGAUUCUGGUGUUUAUGCCAUUGCAGUGGAAAAUACACUAAUGUUCUUGGUCAGACUGUGACAGUGCAGACGAGUCCACAGAGGAUCAGAGUUGAACUGGACUAUAACAGUGGGGAGGUGUCCUUCUACAACACUGAUGAUAAGACUCAGAUCUACACCCACAGAGACACUUUCACUGAGAAACUCUACCCUUAUUUCAGUGUUGGAAAGGCUGGUGUGGCCGAGGACACAUAG
Sphaeramia orbicularis (orbiculate cardinalfish) is the source of this 1437-nucleotide messenger RNA. RefSeq names its product nuclear factor 7, brain-like. The transcript is spliced from 2 exons. The record is from RefSeq and is a predicted model, not a curated record. NCBI's taxonomy places the organism in Eukaryota, Metazoa, Chordata, Actinopteri, Kurtiformes, Apogonidae. The coding region runs from base 28 to 1437 and encodes 469 amino acids. Gene Ontology annotation, molecular function: protein binding.